UCAGAAGCACCACGGCACUUUCUCGCGCAGUUCGCAAAUCUUGUCAGUGAGCCCAAAGGCAUCCUUGAGGGCAGUAAUCUCCUCCUGCACACAGACAGACAGAAGCACCCCACACCAACCAUACACAGAAGCUCGGUGGGCUCGCCCCUCACUCCGCUCGGUGUGCACCAACUAACCGCAGUGCCGACGUGAUAGAUGCCGCCCUCGAAGCCUUCCUCCUUCUCCCUCGGCCGCUCCAGCUUGGCCUCAUGGUCGUUGAUCAGCCGCUGGGCCUCCUCUUCGGUCCACCUGGCUGCAUUCAUCAUAUCAAUCAUGUAACAUAGCAACCGUGUAUGUAAGCAACCAUACAACAGACUAUGACUAUGACUACGGCUUACGUCCACUGGGCUGCUGUCUCUGAUUGCGGGCCUUGCGGCUCCUGAUGUUGCCACUGCAGACAAGACAUCCAAUCCAACAAACAGCACCACACCACACCCACACACCAACACGAAAGUCAUGCCGGCCUGUCUGUGUACUUCGUUGGUUCUCAUGGUUGGUAGGGUAUGUACCCACAUCACAUACAUGCACUGGGCGGUGUCGCGGUCCAAGAAGAUGAUGGCUACCUCGCUCGGGCCAAGCCUACCGAACCAUCGGAUGGGAUGACACACAUGCCUGCCUGCCCCACUCACUCACCCCGCCCUUCCUGGCAGCUCUCCUUACUUACCCGCACUUCUCGCCGAUAGCUGUCCACUCGCGUCGCUCAGCUGCGGUGAAGUUGACUCGAUCAACCACCACCUGAUGCCGCACCCUCCGGUCAGACAGCAGCUCACGCACCCCUGAACAAACACGACACAUACAAGUCAAUCCAUCCACCCAUCCGUCCGGCCCGCCGGCCGGUGUUUGUGUGUCUUGUCGUCCAGAAGACCCUCACCCACUUUCUUGGCACUGCUGGAGAGUCUUGAGUCUGUCGCCGACGGUGACGGUCCUCCACUCACGCUCAGCCAACUUGCGGGCUAUGAAGGUCUUGCCUGGCGAGGGACACACACAGAGAGAGAGUCGUCGAGAACCAGCCGAGAUACACACAUCUCGCUCGACGCAUCCAAUAAUCCAAUCCGCGUACCCGAUCCUGGUUUGCCCAUGAGCAGCAGCAGGCGUAUCUUCUGUGUCUGCCUGUGGUUGAGCAGCAGCUGCUUGUCGCCAUCCUCGAGCCACUCGGGGGGCGGCUCCGUCGGCUCCCUGUACGUGUGCCGCCACUCAGGCACCCCACCCUCUGCAGCUGCAGCUGCUGAGCUGGAACUCGACGGCACCGCCGCAGCAGCGGCAGCGGCAGCAGCGGCAGCGGCAGCAGCACUCUCGCCGUUCUCCUGUCUGUCCUCGAUGACACUCCGCCUCAGCGCCUCCUGGAUCACGAUCUCAUGAUGCUUCGCCUCCUCCUCGUCCAUCAGAUUGCUGCCCGUGCUCGGCCGACUCGAUCCACCACCACUGUUGCCGCGAGACCUCCCGCCCGAGUUGUUAGCGGCCGCCCCACCAGCAGCGGCAGCAGCUGCUGGUGGGGGUGGGGGCGGGGGAGGUUGCCGUGGAGCAGCGGACGGUAGAGCAGGGAAGGGGUCGUCGUCUGGUGCGACGACGGGCUGUUGGCGCCUGGACCGGGUGUUGUUCUUGUUGGCUGGCCGGAGUGCGGGGGGGAUUGGCAUGGGUUGCUUGGUGCCUUUGGUGACCUUGUCGCGCGCCUGUGGGGGGUGGGCUUGGGGCUGUGGCCUGGGGGCAGGGGCAGGUGGCUCCUCGUCGUCGAGCGACCCGUUGCACUUGACACACUUGACAGCGUCGAUCUUGUUGUGAUGCCUGAUGGACCAAGAAACAGACAGAGAGGAAACAGACAAUCCUGACACCCUCCCUCUCUGCGCAGAGUGGUGCUCACUGAACUCACUUGCAUCUGUCACACUCGAUGAACGGGAUGCCGUCCUGCUCACGUGUCUGUGAAUCGAGCAGCAUGGCCUCGUAGUCUUCGUAGUCACCAGGGUCGGCAUACAGAGGGAGGCCCUCCUCCUGCUGCUGCUGCUGUUGGUGUUGGUGGUGUUGGUGGUGUUGGAUGCCAUUGGAGCGGCUCUGUGGGGGAGGGAUAGGGGGCGGGGGAGGGGCGUGAUGGCCAUUCAAGAGGGCGGGUGAAGCAGCAGGGGGGCCACUGCAGCAAGGGAGGGCAAAGGCAGACAGUACCCAUGACAUGUGUUGGUCACUGUCUGCGCGGGUAGGUCACCUGUUGCUGCUGGCGGUGGAUGGGAUGGCUCCAGGCAUGGCCGGGGGAGGCUGGGGCGGCAGCCUCAGGACAGCCUCACACAUCUCACACCUGCAUUGCAGCACACCAAACAACACGCACGCGCCACAGAUCACGUCCAUCGGGUGACCUGUCUUGUCUGUGCCACAGCUCACUUCUCGUUCCGAUAUGGGUUAAGGAAGGUGCAUCUGAGGCAGCGCUUCUCAGUGCCCUCGAUUCGACACGUCACCUCCUCACCAGACGCAUCACCUCCAGCAGCAGCAGGGGCAGCGGAGCCGGUCCACCGACUCGAGGACGAUGGAGCGGCCGCAUUCGCCUUGGCAGACGGCUUCUUGGUUCUGCUGGUCGGUCUGACGUGCUCGGCUGCUCCUGCGUCGCCCUGAUCCUCCCGUGGGUUAUUGCACCUCUCGCAAUAAGGCAGAAAAUCCGAAUUCCUGAACCCGCAGAAGCUGCAGUCCCAGGUCGCCAUCGCGGCGAUGCUGUUCGGUGCCGGUGCUCUUCCCUCAAAAGUCAAAUGAGUGUCCG
Molecule: messenger RNA, 2776 nt
Organism: Vitrella brassicaformis
Lineage: Eukaryota; Vitrellaceae
Source: the annotation of a GenBank genome assembly